UGCUGUGUGGCUCGUGCUGAAUCCGCUUCGUCUGUCUUCGCUGCGGCGGAGAAAUAAGAUGCGGAGUAGCAGCGGAACCGGAGCUCGCCGUGACCCGGAUCAGUACAGAACCAGAACCAAAGCCAGGCUACCUGAACCCUCCCCCGGCACGGCACGGGUCGGCUUGCAGACAGCAUGACAGCAGCGGUAGCGGAGGAGCGCGCGACAGAGAAAGGCUCCAACCGCCGCUAAGAGAGGCAGUUAGCCGGGGAAGCUAGUCGCAGAGAGAGGCAGUAAGCCGGGGAAGCUAGCCGCCGAGAGAGGCAGUUAGCUGGGGCAGCUAGGCGCUAAGAGAGGCAGAUAGUUGGGGCAGCUACCCGCUGAGAGAGGCAGUUAGCCGGGGCAGCUAACAGCGCGCACGAUGACCGCGGAGGGAAGCGGCACGAUCCGCAGCCGCAUCAAGAACCUGCUGCGCUCCCCUUCAAUCAAACUGAGGAGACGGAGCGGUGCGGCGCGGCAUAAAGAGGACCUCAGCGAAAAGGUGGUCUUGGAGAAGGUUCUGGGGAUCACAGCUCCGGGGAACCGAGCGCUGGCCUGCGACCCCCGAACUGGACUGUUGGCUUAUCCUGCCGGGUGUGUGGUCGUCCUGCUGAAUCCCCGGAAGAACAAACAGCACCACAUCUUCAACAGCUCGAGGAAGGCGAUCACCACGCUGGCCUUUUCUCCAGACGGGAAAUAUGUGGUCACAGGAGAGAGUGGCCACAUGCCGGCGGUGCGGGUGUGGGAGGUGUCGGAGCGUGUGCAGAUCUCCGAGCUGCAGGAACAUAAAUACGGUGUAGCCUGCGUGGCGUUCUCUCCCAACGGGAAAUACAUCGUCAGCGUCGGCUACCAGCACGACAUGAUGGUCAACGUGUGGAACUGGAAGAAAAACGUGGUGGUGGCAGCCAACAAGGUGUCCAGCAAGGUGACGGCCGUCUCCUUCUCGGACGACAGCUCCUACUUCGUCACCGCGGGCAACCGCCACGUGAAGUUCUGGUACCUGGACCACGCCAAAACCUCCACGGUGAACGCCACGGUGCCGCUGCUGGGGCGUUCAGGGCUGCUGGGAGAACUCAGGAACAACUUCUUCAGCGACGUGGCGUGCGGGCGCGGGCGCCACGCCGCCUCCACCUUCUGCAUCACUUCCUCCGGCCUGCUGGUCGAGUUCAACGACCGGAGACUCCUCGACAAGUGGGUCGAACUCCGGACGUCUCAGGCCACCUGUCUGUCCGUCACAGACGAGUUGAUCUUCUGUGGUUGUUCUGACGGGACGGUCCGAGCGUUCAGCCCCGUCAACCUGCACUUCCUGUGUACCCUGCCCCGCCCCCACAGCCUGGGGGCAGAUAUCAGCAGCAUGGUGGAGGCUAGUCAGCUGUUCUGCAGCCCGAGCGGGCGGCGCCCGGUGCCCGGACCUGCGGUGACCGACCUCGACCCCAGCCGCUGGCUGUCCUGCGUCUACAACGACCACAGCGUGUACGUGUGGGACGUCCGGGACCUGCGGGACCCCCGCCGGCCCGGGAAGCUCUACUCAGCCCUCUACCACUCAGCCUGCGUCUGGAGCCUCGAGGUGUAUCCAGAGGGGGGGGGAGGAGGAACCAAGCGUCUCCCCCCCGGCUCCUUCCUCACCUGCUCCUCUGAUAACACCAUCCGGCUCUGGAACACUGACGGGCAAAACCUCGUCACCAGGAACAUCCUGAGCCACGACCUGCAGAAGGUGAUCUACGUGGACGAGAGCGUGAUUGGUCUGCUGGACCCGGAGAGCGCCACGCUGAGCGGCGUGGAGGACGGGACGCCAGCGGACCAGAGCCGCGCCGGCAUCAGGACACUGAGGGUCAGUCCUGAUGGACUACACCUGGCCUCUGGAGACCGCAUGGGGGUCCUCAGGAUUCAUAAUCUGGACAGCAUGGAGGAGAUCUUGAACGUUCAGGCUCACGACUCUGAGAUUCUCUGCCUCGAGUUCUCCAAACCAGACACCGGUCUCCAGUUAUUAGCCACAGCCAGCCGGGAUCGUCUGAUCCACGUGCUGGACGCGGGCCGAGACUACAGCCUGGUUCAGACUCUGGACGAGCACUCGUCCUCCAUCACUGCCGUCCGAUUCGCCGCCAAUGAGGGCAAAGUGAGGAUGAUCAGCUGUGGGGCAGAUAAGAGCGUCUACUUCCGCACCGCUCAGCAGAUGGAGGAUGGGCUGGAGUUCACUCGGACUCAUCACGUGGUCCGGAAGACCACUCUCUACGACAUGGACGUGGAGCCGACCCGCAAGUACGCUGCCGUGGGCUGUCAGGAUCGCAGCAUCAGGAUCUUUAACAUCAGCAACGGGAAGCAGAAGAAGAUGUAUAAAGGCUCUCAGGGCGAGGACGGGACUCUCAUUAAGGUGCAGAUCGACCCGUCCGGUCUCUACAUCGCCACUUCCUGUUCGGAUAAGAACAUCAGCAUCUUUGACUUCUACUCUGGAGAGUGUGUGGCCACCAUGUUCGGACACUCAGAGAUAGUAACCGGUCUGAAGUUCAGCAGUGACUGCAGACACCUGUUCACCGUGUCUGGAGACAGCUGUAUCUUCGUGUGGCGUCUCAGUCCCGAGUUGACCAUCAGGAUGAGGCAGCGACUCGCUGACCUCCGACCUCCCAGCAGCACUCCGACUUCCCAGAAUGCACCUCAGCAAAAAGUGGUGACCCUCAGCAGGGAGGUGGCGUCUCCUCGUGUUGUCACCAUGUCGUCUGAUAGCGACAAGGAGGAGGAAGAGGAGGAAGAGGAGGAGGAGCACAGCAGUCCUUAUAUGGCCGCAGGCGGAAGUCUGGAGGAGGAGAAAGAAAUGUCUGAUGAGAAGUUGGAUUCUCAGCGCUGCAGAGAAGGCAGGAAGGAGGUGCCAGUGGGGCGGCUCCCUCGCCGGCGCUGGUCCAGGAGGAUGGGUGGAGACAGUGUUCUGAUGGUGAAGUCCAUGUUGGACCUGAGGCUGCUGGACUCGUACUGUCCUGACAGACAGGAGGAGCAGCAGGCGGAGCAAGAAGGGGUGAAGACACGCCCCCUUGAUGUCAGCCCGAAGCGGAGGGACCCAGGUGUGGAGGCGGAGCUUCACAGGACCAAUCAGGAGCUGGGGAGCACCAUCAGUCUGCAGGUCACCACCGCAUGGACAGAGGAUGACGAGGCAAGGACCAAUCAGAGGCCAGAAUUUAUCCAUCUGUCCAACCGGAACUCAGACAGGGAGCCUCUGGUGCUGUAUCCCGACCAAUGGGAGGACAGAUUGAGCCUGGCAGGGAGUGAGUUCCAGGUGAAGGAGGCGCGUCCCGCGGCUGAAGGAGGACCACAGGACAAACCGAGUCCAGACAGCGGCUGCUCUCUGGGAUUCAGCUCCAGCCUGUCCAGUCCAGUCAGACCUGCAGCAGACGACUCUGAACCCCUGGAGCCUCUCAGUGGGGAUGGAAACUCCUCGGAGUUGGAGAUGGAGGAGGAUGAAGACGAAGGAGGAGGAGGAAGAGGAGAGGUCAGAGUCUCGCAGAUCGUCCCUCAGACUCCAGACCAGGAAGCUUUCCUGAAGGAACACUUUGUCAAACUGGCCGAGCUCUCAGACUCAGGGAGUCCCAGCAAAGCGUCUCACAGCUCCAGUGAGAGUCUCAGCAUCUCGUCCAGGUUCCUCUCCCAGAAUGCAGCUGGAAGCCGGACUGUGAUUCCUCUCCCAUCUCGGACCUCCGGGGGAGGAGGAGAGGGGGUGAAAGCCCGUCCUCUGGUCUCCGAGGUCCGCCCUCUGAUGGAGCAGAACCGGGACAGCAGGGUGUCGUGGAAGCCAGACCACACACUAAAACAGAGCCUGGACCAAACACACAAACAGAACCAGGACCAAACACACAAACAGAGCCCGGACCAAGCAAACAAACAGAACCAGGACCAAACACACAAGCAGAACCAGGACAAAACACAACAGAGCCCUGACCAAACACAGAAACAGAACCAGGAUCAAACACAGAAACAGAACCAGGACCAAACACACAAACAGAACCCGGACCAAACCGAGCAGGGUUGGGAUCGGCUGCAGGGCCGGAUAGAGGGGGAGGGUGCGGCCCAGCAGGCCCACCGGCCCUCCCCAUUAAAGAAAAAGGUCCAAACCUCGCUGGAGUCCAGGAGGAACCUGGGCCCGGUGGCCCGAGCCGCUGCCUCCCAUCUGAACUCCUCCUCUGGGCUUCGGAAGGCUCAGUCGGUCCAGAACCUGCUGACGGAUACAGGUGACUCCUUUCUCUCCCCAGCGGCCCCCCCUCAGCUGCAGCGUCCCACCACCCUCCCCCUCCUCCCGAGACGCCCCCCGACCCCCCCCCAGCAGCUCCGUCUGCUCCCUCCUCCCACAGGAAGUCCUCCCCUCCCCUUGGCCCCCCCGGCGGCGUCCCGCUCCUACAUGAGCCCGACCGCCAGCUCCAAGGCCAAGAUGUCUCGCUCCGUCUCCGUGGGCGACGGCCUCAACGACCCCCCCGACGCCGCCGGCGGCGAGGACCUCGAUGACCCCUUCUCCUCUCGGGUCAAAGGCGCCCCGCCUCCUUCUCUUCCUCUGGUUGCCGUGGUGCCCUCCAACGCUGCUCUGGACACGCCCCCGCACGCUGCCGUCACCCCUGUCGUGAUAGGGGGUGACCACGGUAACCACGGUUACCCGGUGCCCCCCCGCGGCCUCCAGGCGCGGGUCCCGGGCAGCAGCAGGCCGCUCCCCGACAAGCCCUCCCUCGCCGCGCUGUCCUCUCCAUUGCCGCGGCGGCCUCCGCCGGUGUCCGUCUCGCCGCUGAUGAUGACUCCGCCCCCUAAGGACUCCGAGCAGCUGACUCCGCCCCCUCGGGACACCCAGCAGCUGACUCCGCCCCCUCGGGACACCCAGCAGCUGACUCCGCUCCCUCGGGACACCCAGCAGCUGACUCCGCCCCCUCGGGACUCCUCCGAGCAGCUGACUCCGCCCCCUCGGGACGCAGAGCAGCAGGCUCCGCCCCCUCGGGACACUCAGCAGCUGACUCCACCCCCUCGGGACGCAGAGCAGCAGGCUCCGCCCCCUCGGGACACUCAGCAGCUGACUCCGCCCCCUCGGGAAACCGAGCAGCAGGCUCAUCCCCCUCAGGACACCCAGCAGCUGACUCCGAGCGGCAGCCAUGACGCAGGUUUGGACUCUCAUCCUCCUCCUCCUCCUCUUCUUCUUCAUCCCUUCAUCCUGUCGUCUCAGCGUGGGGGCUCUGGGCUCUGGCUCCUCCCCCACCGAUCCUCCUCUCGCUCCGUACUCACGGACCAGCCAAUCAGUGUGGAGACCUGCAGAGCUCUGACCAAUGAGCUGCAGAGUUGCUUCAAGAGAGCAACCCACUUGUACAGGAAGGUGAGCGGCUCCUCCCACGAUGACUCCGCCCCCGACCAGCGGCGGAGCUCGAGUGUCUGCCGCUCGGCGCGCCGAGCAUGCUGGGAGUUGAGGCGGGCCUGGGGGGGGGGGGAGGUGAAAACAGCCGCCCUGCUGGAGGAGUACUCUCUACUGCUGCUGCAGGCCGUCCAACGGAGGAUCGACCACGCUCAGCACUGAGGCUCCGCACGCCAUCACCGGAGGAUCGAUCAUACACUGAGGCUCCGCAUACACACACACACAUACACACACAGACACACACACACACACACACACACACACACACACACACA
Messenger RNA from Perca flavescens (yellow perch), 5661 nucleotides. It is a transcript of the gene mapkbp1, whose product is annotated as mitogen-activated protein kinase binding protein 1. The record is from RefSeq and is a predicted model, not a curated record. Gene Ontology annotation, cellular component: cytoplasm. Gene Ontology annotation, biological process: negative regulation of canonical NF-kappaB signal transduction; positive regulation of JNK cascade. Gene Ontology annotation, molecular function: protein binding. NCBI's taxonomy places the organism in Eukaryota, Metazoa, Chordata, Actinopteri, Perciformes, Percidae.